AUGGGUGCUCCAAAAACCAGCUCCCUGAAAUGGCUCACCAAAAACCUAUUGCUCAUCUUAACCAUGCUUGGUGUGGUGUUAGGAAUUGUUAUCGGAGGAGUUAUGCGAACUUUUGAACCAUCGCAAGAAGUCAUAAAAUAUGUCGGAUUUCCCGGCGAACUUUUUAUGAACAUGCUGAAGGCGAUGGUCCUGCCAUUGAUUGCGGCAAGUAUAGUUUCGGGGUUAGCACAACUCGAUGGAAAGACUUCGGGGAGAUUGGGAUCGCGGGCUGUGAUGUAUUAUGUGCUGACUACCACGCAUGCAGUUAUUGUGAGUGAAAAAAAAAUGAAAUUUUGAAUUUCAUAGAGAACCGGAAAGUGUGCACUAGAGCGUAUUUGACAAUUUAUAGGUUGUGUAGAUUUGAUAUCAGUAUUUCCUUGAUCGCUCAUAUUCAUUUCUAAAAGACCAAAAAAAUCAAAUAUUUUUUAAUUCUAUUGAAACCCUGAGAAUGUGCGAUAGAGUGUAUUUGAUUUUUCAAAAAUUUUAAAUUUUUUGAAUUUUAUUCAAAAUUUGGCUGUGUGCAUUAGAGCGCAUUUGCUUCUAUCGAAGUUUAGUUUGAGCUCAUAUUAAUUCCUAGAGGACCAAAAAACGUUUUUAAAUUUUAUUGAAACCCUGAGAUUGUACGAUAGAGCGUGUUUGCUCUUUUUUUGAAUUUCGUUCAAAAUUACGUUGUGUGCAGUAGAGUGCAUUUGUACUAUCAACUUUUUUUUCAACUCUCAUCGCUCAUAUUACAGACCAAAAAGUGUACCUUUCUUUAAAAAUGCGAACACAUGACAAUUUCUCAACAGACAAUACCAUUACUUUUUAUUAAAAACCGGUUUUUCUUUUUUAUGAAAGUUUUGUUAUCAAAUAAGACCAUUGAUGUGACAGUUCGUUUCAAAGAUCAAAAUUUCCAGCUUGGUAUCAUCGUCGUCACCAUAAUCCAUCCCGGAGAUCCGAACAUCAAAAAAAAAAUCUCGGGCUAG
Molecule: messenger RNA, 1004 nt
Organism: Caenorhabditis angaria
Lineage: Eukaryota; Metazoa; Nematoda; Chromadorea; Rhabditida; Rhabditidae
Source: the annotation of a GenBank genome assembly